Messenger RNA from Tetrahymena thermophila SB210, 1086 nucleotides. RefSeq names its product FAD/FMN-binding family oxidoreductase. Gene Ontology annotation, molecular function: oxidoreductase activity; FMN binding. The transcript has a single exon. NCBI's taxonomy places the organism in Eukaryota, Ciliophora, Oligohymenophorea, Hymenostomatida, Tetrahymenidae. The record is from RefSeq and is a predicted model, not a curated record.
AUGAAUACACCAAUAACAUUAGGUGCUUUAACCCUAAAAAAUAGAUUCAUUGUUGCACCCCUAACAAGAAUAAGAGCUGAUCCAAAGGAUGGCGUUGCUAAUGACUUAGUGGCUGAGUAUUACGGUUAACGUACCUCUUAUGGCUUAAUAAUUACAGAAUGCAGCUAAAUUGAUAUAUAAUCUAAUGGCUUCCCUGGUUCAUGCGGUAUUUAUUCUAAAGAAUAAGUACAGGGAUGGAAGAAAGUUGUAGAAAAUGUCCAUAGUAAAGGAGGAUUAAUCAUGCUUUAAAUUUGGCACUGUGGUAGGGCUGCAAAACUUUAAAAUACAGGAGGAAAAAAAAUAGUUUCUUCUACUGAUGUUCCCCUUUCUGACCCUGGUAGUGAUACUCCCCAUAGACUUACAGUUCCUGAAAUAAAAGAAAUUGUAGAGUAGUUUAGAUAGGGAGCUAUAAAUGCUAAAGAGGCUGGCUUUGAUGGAAUUUAAUUACAUGGUGCUAAUGGUUACUUAGUAGACUAAUUCUUAAGAAAUGGUGUCAAUGAUAGGACAGACGAGUAUGGUGGAUCAAUUGAAAAUCGUAGUAGAUUUGCUUUAGAGGUUCUGGAUGCUUUAAUUUCUGUCUUUGGUCCUGAAAGAACUGCUAUUAGAAUUUCACCAACAGGUAAUUUCUAAGACAUGUAUGAUAGUAACCCACUUGAGUUAUAUUAAUAUCUCCUCAAAGAAUUUGAGAAAAGAAAGUUAGCAUUUGUUGAAAUAAGAAGACAUGCUUAAAGAAUAGCCAAUUUUAUACCUAAAGGUUUAAAUGUUACUCUUGAUUAGCAAAUACCUGAUCUUUUUAAUACUCUAAGAAAAUACUACUCUGGUAAUAUAGUAGGUAACGAUAGUAUUACCAUUGAAGAAGCAGAAAAACUCACAAUUAAUAAAACUGUUUAGGCUGUUUCAUUCGGUAAACUUUCUAUUUCAAACCCUGACCUUCCUAUCAGAUACUAAAAUAAUUGGCCAAUAAACUACAAUUAUGACGUUGAAACUUUUUACAAAGGUGGAGAAAAAGGUUAUAUUGAUUAUGAAACUUACAAGCCUGUAAAUUGA